Molecule: messenger RNA, 2880 nt
Organism: Eremothecium sinecaudum
Lineage: Eukaryota; Fungi; Ascomycota; Saccharomycetes; Saccharomycetales; Saccharomycetaceae
Gene: OSH3
Product: oxysterol-binding protein related protein OSH3
Exons: 1
Coding region: 1-2880 (959 amino acids)
Biological process (GO): exocytosis; maintenance of cell polarity; endocytosis
Cellular component (GO): plasma membrane; intracellular membrane-bounded organelle; perinuclear endoplasmic reticulum
Molecular function (GO): sterol binding
Source: RefSeq, a predicted model, not a curated record
AUGGAGACUAUUGAUAUUCAAAACAAGUCUUUUGUCCUUAGGUGGGUUAAAGUAAAACGAGGCGAUGUGGUAAACUAUCAAUUGAAACCCUUGAAACGGUCAAUAUGCUUCGGAAUUUAUAAGAAGGUCAAGGAUUCCCCUGUACCAUCGGUUACAGUGGCCUCUAAGGGUUCUCCUAGCCAAAAUUGGAACUUGUCGUCUCCGAUAGAAAUGCCUCAAGUACAUAUUGAGGCAGACGAUACGAAUUUGAUGACAGAGUUUCGCAACAGAGCAUUGAGCCUCAGUUCUAGUACUCUGACUCGUGAUGACCUUGAAGAUAGUAAUGGGCUUUCACCUAGUCCUGAAUUACAGGUUAGGCUUGACCAAUCGGGGUUGUUGAAGGUUUUAUGGAACGGGAACGUCAAUGGUAACGAAUUACAUCAAGGUUCUUUGUCUGCUGAAGAUGAUACUGAGGAUUCAUAUUAUGCAUUUGUUUUAGACAAUACUUAUUCAAAAACUGCUCGGAAAAAGGUGUUAUUUAAUGCUAGUGUGAUUCACCACCCACCCUAUUAUGAUUGUGAGUCAACUUUGUCCAAAGAUGAAAAUACCCAGGAUUUCCCUUCAUGUACGAACUCUACAUCUGUAUACGGAUUACCGACUGUGAAUAAUUAUUCCCAGAGUGAAUUAUUUCGCCUCAAGCAGGGACGAAUUCUACAGGGAUAUCUCCUGAAGAAACGGCGUAAAAGGCUCCAAGGGUUUAAGAAGAGGUUCUUUAAGCUUGAUUACAAAUAUGGUACUUUAUCUUACUACAUUAAUGAGCGGAACUCGGUUUGCCGUGGGGAGAUGGUCAUUAAUCUUUCGACUGUUAGCGCUAACAAGAAAACAAGGUUGAUAGUCAUAGAUUCUGGAAUGGAAAUUUGGGCUUUGAAAGCCAGAGAAGAACAGGAAUGGUUGACGUGGAUUGAGGCUAUUCAAUCAUGCUACAAUAAACAGAAUUCGAAGAAUGCUGUUGAAAACGCAUCUCAGAAAGUAAACUUGCAAGGCCAAGCACAAGCGCUGAUGACAGAACUUCACCUGGCCCAAACGAAGUUGCAGGAAUGCAAAAAUUAUGCAAUGAGGAACAGCCAGUAUUACGAAAGAAACGGCCCCAAAAAUUCGGUUGUGCCAACUCCGUCUGAUUCUGGUAGCUCUACAUUAUCUUCGACCAAGGUUCCAUUUAUUAGAAAUAGAAAUGUAUCGGUUGCGGAAAACAGUAACGGGAAUAAUGACGCUAGAAUAGUGGCUCCUUUAGUUUCUAAUAGCACUUUAGGAAACCAUGCAUCGUCAAACAAUCUUAAUGGUCAAGCAAAUGAAAACAUGAUGUAUGAAAAAUUGACCGAAUUGGAGCACUACAUUGCAACGAUUUCCACACAAUGCCGUAUGAUCUUUACCUCACCACUCUUUGUAACUUUUACAACGGCCGAUAGACCCGACAAAAAUGCUAGUACCAAAUCUUCCGCAGCAGCAUCAGUAUUCUCUGAGGAGUUUUUUGAUGCUUUGGAUGAUGUUAACGCUGUUAUAAUGUUAGAUGAUGAAGAAGGUGUUGACACACUUGACCAAAAAUUGUUUAAUGGAUCAAUGCAGCAGAUUCUUGAUGAAGAAUAUGAAACCGAUACAUCUAGAGCUUUAGUUGGAAGCGAAUUCCAUGAUAUUCAAAGAACUCCAUCCCAUGAUAUUCAAAGAACCCCAUCCCCAGAUAAACAGUCUUCCGAUUCCAAAGGCCUUUUUCCAUUACCUAUAACAGAGACAAUAAUACGUCGUGAUGAUGUGCUCAAACCAACUACACCCCCUCCUAGUUUAUUGUCCUUUUUACGGAAGAAUGUUGGGAAGGAUUUGAACUCAAUCUCUAUGCCGAUUACCUCCAAUGAACCCAUCACUGUUUUGCAGUUAAUGGCGGAAACCUUUGAAUAUUCUGAAUUACUAACAAACGCAGCUCUAACUGAAAACCCAAUAGAUCGACUAGCGUUUGUAGCAGCUUUUGCCAUGUCUUACCUUUCCAUCCAUAGGGUAAAAGCAAGAGCUAUGAGAAAACCUUUAAACCCACUUCUUGGCGAGACUUACGAGCUAAUUCGCGAAGACAAAGGCUUUAGGUUAAUCAGUGAAAAGGUAUCCCAUAAACCGCAGGUUUUUGCCUUUCAUGUUGAACACUCUGAAUGGGAAUGUAACUAUGCUAUUUCUCCUGUUCAGAAGUUUUGGGGUAAAUCCUUAGAAUUCACUAAUGAAGGUAUCAUCCGAGUAACAAUUAAGAGCACUGGUGAGAAGUUCCAGUGGAGUCAACCUUCUAUGCUUCUUAAGAAUAUUAUUACCGGAGAACGUUAUGUGGAACCUUCAAAUCAGUUUGAGGUCACUUCUUCGGAGGGUGCUCGAGCAGUUGUUUCAUUUAAACAUAGUGGGAUGUUUAGUAGCCGGUCAGAAGAUUUGAAUAUACUCCUUUACGACAAGAAUGGCAAGCUCUGUGACAGUCUCAAGGGGCAAUGGACAAGUGGCAUUAUACAUAACAGGACUGGUGAGGUCAUUUGGAAGGUAGGUGACCUCAUUGCUGACGCACCAAAGAAGUUCGGCUUUACUAAGUUCGCAGCCAACCUUAAUGGAAUCACAAAGCUUGAAGAGGGAAACCUCCCUCCCACCGAUUGCAGAUUGAGGCCGGAUUUGCGGUUGUACGAGGCUGGUGUCAUUGAGGCAUCGGAAGAGCUAAAGCUCAAGCUAGAGAAACAACAGCGUGAGCGUAGGAACAAUGGCCUUGACUUUAGACCAUUGUAUUUCACAAAGCAUAAUGGUGAGUGGAGAUACAUCACAGGCAGUAACAGUUACUGGGAAAAGAGAAGACGACAAGAUUGGCAUGAUGCUCCACAAAUUUGGUGA